AAUAACACAAGUGACAAAAAAAAAAUAAAAUAAAAGAAACAACAACAAAAAAUUCUACACACACAAAUACGGGACGCCUACGUCAAUAAGCAAAACGGCGGCAAUGCCAAUAAUGUUGUCGAUGCUGCGGGCAUUAGCGUUGCACAAUAUCAACAACAACAACAGCAGCAACUACUGUAAUAUUAGCAGUAAAGAGACCAAUAUUAGCCAUUAGCACUAGCAACAAGCAAUUUAAUAUAAGCUACACACAUGUUGCUGCUACACAAACAACGACCACAACGAGGAGAGCAACAGCAACUAAAAUGCUCAGCGCUGCAAACGCAACUCAAGCCGCAGCAACAGCAACACACACUGCAGCAGUUGCCGCUGGCGAAACUUAUGUCAUAACAAACAAACAUCAUCAGCAACAUCAACAACAACAACAGCAGCAACAGCAACAUUUUGUUGUUGCCGCAAACAAUAUGGUUAUACCAGCAACAGCAGCAGCAGUCGCCGGUAUAACAACAGCAACAACCACCACAACAACAGCAACAAGUACAGCAAAUUCAAUCGAGACGACACAGUCUCCCCAGCAGCAGCAGCAACAACAGCAACAUGUGUUGUUUCAGCCACAAUUACAAUUACAAACAGCAGCAACACAACAACAACAACAAUCUGCUCAACCUCGGCAGCAUCCCAAGAAGCGUAAAUUUGAUCCAGCUGAGCUGGAUAAAGCUGAGCAGCAGCAGCAGCAGCAACAACAUCAAGCAACACAACAUCAGCAACACUCGCUGCACAAACAACAGAAACCCGCCGAUACAAAUGGCAACAGCGAUACACUGUCGAAUGGCAAUUCUGCUAAUGCUGCUGCUGCUGGUGCUGCUGCUGCAGUUGCAAGUAUACAGUCAUGCAGCAUGAUUGUGAAUACGCCCGCAACAAUUAAUUGUGCCGGUGCAGGCGCCAGCAACAACAACGAUAUCAGGCCACAACAGCAGCAGCAACAACAACGUAUUAUAAUCGCAUCGCCGCUGCAACAAGCGGCCAGUACUUAUAAGCAACAACAACAUGUUGCAAUUAACAGCAAUCAUUAUACGCGCACACCAACACAAACGUCUGUAGCGUCUGUCUACCAACAGCAACAGCAACAAUCACAACGUUUUAGCUUUAACUCACACAACAGCAACAAUCAGCAGCAGCAGCAGCAUGUGCUGGAGCAGCAACAGCAACAGUCUGUUGCGCAACUAGAUCUCAGCGAAUGGACUGAUACGCGCGUCCUGGCGAAAGUUGACAAGUUCUAUGCACCAGGCAUAAUACGACAAGUGAAUCAGGCCACGACCACGCCCACGGCGACGACACACUCAAUAGUCGUUGAAUUCGAUGCACCCGAAUUUGGUCCAAAAUCCUAUUCGGAUCUGUUUCAGCCUGGACGCUGCAAUGUGAUACUGGACGUAAGGCCACCCAUAACCGAAAUAACGCUGGAGACGCGUGUGUGUGUGCGCCAACAUCUGGAGGGUUGCAAUCUCGACUGUGUUUACGCCGAAGGAAUAAUUGUGGACAUUAACCAGGUCACCAAGCAAUAUACUGUGCAACUGGUUAAUGAUGAAGCUUCCAACAAACAAAGAGUUGUGCGUCGUGCAGACUUGCGUCUGCUAUUGCCACCCUGGUGGGAUGAGCUCAACGAGCUAUCGCCAACGCCCACGCCCACGAGCGUUAAGCGUCAGCCGCCAGAUGCAGUCGUUAGUGUGUACCCCAAGGCGUUUGUCGCCACACGCUAUGAUGGCAAACUGCCUACGGCCACGCCUCCCCAAAAACAUGAGUAUUAUCGCGCGACUGCAACAUCGCCGUUCCAGGGCGUUGUGGUGCCACCGCCGCCACCAUUGGGCCAUGUGGAGCAUCAGCAACAGCAGCAGCAGCAGUCGCAGCAUCAGCAGGCCAAUGGUCUGCCGGAUAUUGUGAUCUCUCCGGGCACUAAUGGCCUGCAGCAGCAGCAACAUCAUCAUCAUCAGCAGCAUAUGAAAAUUCAUGCACAUCAACAGCAGCAGCAGCAGCAGCAGCAACAACAACGUGGCUACGACGAUUAUGACUCCGAUGAUGAGCUGAAGCACGUUGGCAUUGGCUACUCCCCAGCUGCUGGCGAUGUCGAUGCCGAGAAGAUGAGCGCCUGUAGUAAGCGCAGCAGCAUGCAAAGCCGCGGCAGUACCUCCAGCUUAAUCGAUCAGAGGCUCACACCACGAUCUCAUCCAGCAACUCCCAGAUCUCAGGCAACGACGCCGCAUCGUUUUAAGAAGGGCGAUAUUGUAGAAUCGGAAUCCGGCGUGCGUAAGAAGUACAAUGGAAAGCAAUGGCGACGUCUCUGCAUGCUGUGCUCGAAAGAAUCUCAGCGGCGCGGCUAUUGUUCCAGGCAUUUGAAUCAGAAGAGCAACAAUAAUGCUCUGCCCUCAUCAACGGGGCCGAGUCGUUUUCUCAGUGAUAGCCGCUCGAGCAGCAAGACGCAGAAUGAUGAGGAUACCUCACGCGAUUCAGAAACAUCGCCCAACUAUCGUGUCACGGGCCGCUACGAUCAGGAAGAGACCGAUGUGGCCGCCAUGUUAGUGUCACUGAGCAGCUCGCGCUCUGCUACGCCAUCGUAUACAUCACCCGUGAAUCAUGCCGGCGCCUCGCCGCUUAACGCCAUUGCCCACUCGCCGGUCACUGUGUCGAAUCAUAGGCAGAAUUUCUUUACGCCCAUUGCAAACCAAACACAGCAACAACAACAACAACAACAGCAACAACAUCAUCAUCAUCAGCAGCAGCUACAUCAGCUGCACCACCAUGUGACCGCUUCAGUGCCGCUGGACAGCAAAUGGAAGACAACACCCAGUCCGGUCUUGUACAACACCAACAACAAUAACACUACCAACAACAACAAUAACAAUAACAACAAUGGCUGGGACAGCAGUCAACCUCAACCACCGCCACCAUUGCCGCCCCAAACGGCAGCAGUUUCGUUGGUAAUGCAUGCACCGCCGCCACAGCAGCAGCAGCAGCAGCAACAACAACAUCAUCAUCAUCAUCAGCAACAACACCAGCAACAUCCACCUGCCGCUCAUCUAAAUACGCUGCCCGCGCCACCAGCGCCGCCCAGCAGCAAUGUUGGCCAUGCGACCAGCGUUAUACGCAUCUCAAGCAGCCAACAACAGUUGCAGCAGCAGCAGCAGCCAACGCCAAAUCAGCAGCAGCAGCAGCAGCACCAACAUGUUGUGGUGUCGACUCCUGGCCAUCAGACAUUUCAUCCCGUUAUUGUGAAUGCGACUCAAAUUCAAAACUCAUUGCCUGUUUCCGUUGCCCAACAGCAGCAACAGCAGCCAAUAGCGCCGCCCACUUCGGUUUCAUUUCAUGCGCAUCCGUCAGCUACGACGCCCACAUCCGCCGCAAUGACAGUGGCAACAGCACAGGACAAGGCGCUGCCAAAAAACGGUUAUAUUGCGGCUAGCUCACUAUGGCAUAAGCUAUUGCCGCAAUUGCCGCCCAUGACUGAUGCAUCGACAGCAGUUGCAGCAGUCACAACGACAACCACUAACAGCAAUUAUAGUGUGACCAUAAUGCAGCAGCAGCAGCAACACUUGUCGCCACAGCAGACACCAACAAUGACAGCAGCAGCAGCACAACAGCAGCAGCAACAGCAACAGUUGCCGCGCACGCACAACAACAAUCAUUUGCAUGUGCCCAUGCCGCUGGCGUCGCCGGGCAAGCCGCUCAACUGUUCAAUGAACGAUGCAAAGGCAGCUGCUGCUGCUGCAGCUGCGGCGGCUGCAGCCAGCGCCAGCAUAGAGGAGUCGGAUGAGCCUGACGAGCAGCUGGACGACGAUGUGUUUGAGCCAACUGUAGUGACUGCCACAACAUCGAAUGGUGGUGGUGGUGGUGGUGGCAAGAAAGCUCACGGCGGCACGGCAGCAAUGCGUUUGCCCACCUACAGCAGCAACAUACGCAAACUGGACGACUGUGUGGAUGGCAGCGAUGGAGCUGGCGCUGCGCCUACAACUUCGGCGGCCAAGCGGCGCAGUCAGUCGCUGAGCGCGCUGCAGCAGCAACAGCAGAAGCAGCAGCUGCAACAGCAACAGCAGCAGCAGCAGCAGCAGCAACAACAGGAGCAAUCCCAGCUGCCGGCGGGCAAAAAGAUACGUCGACCAAUGAAUGCGUUUAUGAUAUUCUCCAAAAAGCAUCGCAAGAUGGUGCACAAGAAGCAUCCGAAUCAGGACAAUCGUACGGUCAGCAAGAUCCUGGGUGAGCUCUGGUAUGCGCUGGAUAUUGAGCAGAAGGCGCAAUACCAUGAGCUGGCCAAGUCGGUAAAGGAUGCACACUUCCAGCUGAAUCCUGGCUGGAAAUGGUGCUCCAAAGACCGACGCAAGUCCUCCACCUCAGGCAAGGGCGCACCAGGCAGUGCAGCAAAUGCUGCCAAUGCCGCCGGUGACGGCAAACAGCGUCUGGUUUCAGUUGAUGGCUCCGAUUCGCUGGAGGAUGACAUGUGUCCCUCGACGCCUGGUGGCAGCGGCAGCAGCGGCGCUCAAGCUGCCGAGCUGCAAGGUGAUAUAAUUCCGUUGACAAUCGAUAAGUACAACAUUGCCUGCGAUGAUACGCCCACGAUUAUUGCUGGCCAGGCACACAAAGGCGGCAAAUUGCUCAAGAACGAGCUGCAGUCGGACGAGGAUGAGCAAAUGCUGGUGGUCGAGGAUGAGCAGCCAGCUAAGAAGAUGGACUUGCAAUGCCGCGAACGCGUCAAUGAUUCGGAUAUAGAUGAGUCACCCUAUGAUUAUCGCAAGCAGCAGCAGCAGCAGCAACAUGCUCAGGCAGAAGCCGAACAGCGUUCCCAGGAGGAGCAUGCAACUGCCUGCAAUGGUCAGGCCAUGGCGGCGCCAAGCGCCAGCUCCAGCGUGGGUGAGCGCGAGAUAACGCUGAAGCCCAAGGCCAUUAAGGCUCAUCCCGGUCCGGAGAGCACCAUGUUGCCCUAUACAACGAAUUCCAUGUACCAGCUCUUCACUAGUCCCAAAAAUCCAACCGGUGUAACACCAUUCCAACCAACAGGCGGCGCCUUUAAGUCUAUGCCCAUUAGUCCCAAGGCAAACAGCAGCGGCAGCAGCAGCUCCACUGGUUGCAAACCGGAUGAGCAACAGCUGCAGCAGCAGAUAAAGCAGGAGGAGAUUAAACAGGAGCCACCAUCGCCAUAUAAGCUCAACGGUGGCGGCGGCGGUGGCGGCGUCAUUAGCGCACCGCCAUCCAACAGCGCUGUGGGUGCCAUUUUCAACUUCAAUGUGCCAACUGCGACGGCUCUGAGCCAAAAGCAAUAUACCUAUGCCAUGCCCAAUCCGCUCUGCAGUCCGACGGAUCUGCGAGCUCAUCAGGCUUGUGUGCCCAGCUCCCCGGCCACCGUAAGCUUGAGCCAUGCGGCCAGCAUUGCCACACCGCCAGCCUCGGCGCCGGCACAGAUACUGGGUCCCGGCGGUCCAGCCUCCGCACAAAAUGUCUUCUUCAUGGGACCCCAUCCAAAUUUCCUGCAGUAUCCGUUGAUGCCGCGGCCACAUCCGCAGAACAACUCCAGCCUGGAGCAUUUACAGCGCGAGGCCUUCGGCCAGGGCUACUUCUUCAAGAAGCACAAUGGCGUCGGCAUCGGUGUACAGGGUGCACCACCGACGCCACAGCAGCAGCAGCAGCCGCAGCUGCCUCAAGUGAGCGCACAGACCGCCAUGCUGCUGCAUGGCUAUGCGCCCAGCUGCUUGGCCACGCAGGAGCAGCAAGCCGUCAGCUCGCCCUCAUACAAAUCGAUGCCAUCCACACCCAAGUCGGUCUCAUAUCAACUGAGCGUGGCAAACGAAGCGGCGGCGGCAGCGGCAGCAGCCAAGCGCAACAGCGAGGUGGCAGCUGCAUAUGCUGAGCAGGCCGAUUCGGAUGUGGAUGUCAGUGGCGAUGCCAACGAUAGUCAGCAAUUUGUGCUGGCGCCCACACCCGCACAAUUGGGACGCGCACCGCUGCAGCGGCGCAAGAAUUUAUCUCAGAGCAAAUCGGACAGCGGCAUGAGUGUGACGAGUGCUGGCUACGGCGCUAGUAAUGGUCAGCAAAUGGGACAUAAAUUGCAUUCACCCACGCUGAUGGGCGAUGGAGCCAACGCUUCGCCCAUUAUUGGACAUGUGAAUAGCAGCAGUCUUAGCUCGGCAUUGCCAACGCCGACUUCAUCGACAACCACGCCCAACAGCGAUGAGCAGCAGCCGUUAACGCCCACUGCCGACAACAGCAAUCAGAUCCUAGCCAAAUCUCCCAGAUGCGUGCCAGCCUCAGCGCCCGCUGUGGUGGCGCACAACAAGAAGAAGAGCGAUGAUAUUGACAAUGUGCUCAAGAAAGUGGAUUUCGAGAAAAAGUACAAGGCACUGCCUCAGUAUAAACCAGAGGAUUGGCAAUCGCCCAGCGCCAUAACUGUGAACUCCUCGCCGCGCUUCUAUGGCACCAACUAUCGCAAGAAGAACACUGUGCCACCGCCAGUGCAAAAGCAAACUGGCGAUGAUGAUUUCAUUGAUGAAGCAUCUUCGGCGCCACCAAGCACCACACAGCGUUUUUUUGGCGCCGAUUUCAACAAGGACUUGCGUGGUAUGCACUUGAGAAUUCAAUUUGUUUACAACUUUCAAUUUAUGUGCAUAGUUUGUAUUGCAGAAUUGGAGAGCGCAGAUCAAACGGGUCGCUCGCCACCGACACCGAAGACGCCGCUACAAAGCGCCAGGUCGGAUGCCAGCGAGAAGGGACAUCGCAAGGUGCUGGAAACGCGUCGCAACUUGGUGAUGCAGCUGCUCACCGAAUAUGGCAAUUUCCCAACAACAGAGGCUACUAUUGCCUUUCAGACAAAGCACAUUGAUGUGUUUCCACGCAAACAAGAUCUGCAGCUGAAGAUACGCGAAGUGCGACAAAAGAAGUUGGGCUCGAAUUCGAAGCCCGCGCUUACUCCACGAUCGGCAGAGCCCAAUACACCUUCUGAUGUAAACACUCAAAACGCCACUGCAGCUGCCUCAGAUGUUUUUUCAUAUUACUAUACGACAGGUAUGCAUCAUCAGCAACAACAACAGCAGCAGCAGCAACACUCAGAGCAACAACAACAAUUAAAUAAACCAAAUGAUAAUGAUAACAAGUACAAGUAAUGGAAUGGAUAGCAACGGCGCUUCAGCAACAGGACGUGACAAAUUACUUAAAGCAUAGAAAAUGCAGCAAAACGCACAUUUACAAUUAAAAUUAAUGCAGUUACCAAUCACACACACACACACACACAUACAAAUUUAGCACAUGCAUGAGAUGCAUGUUGAUAUAACAAAACAAAUAGUUUUUAUUGAUGAAAAAGAAAAACGAGAAACAGUAAUAAUAAUUUAAAUUUUUAAUUACAAUAGAAAGCGUGAGAAGCGUGAAGAAAGCGCAACAGAGUAGGCCAUUGAAUUUAUUAAGCUGCUUAAUAAGUCUAAUAGUUGAUAAAGUUAGCAAUUGGAAGUUAGAAGAUUUUUGAAGUACAUACAUAAUGGAAACAUUGUAAUAACGGCUUAGUUAUUAAUUUACAGGCAAAACAAAAACAAACAAUCUACAAUAUGAAAGAAAACGAAACAAAAAACAAAAAUUUAUUGAAAUUAGCGUUUAAGCUUUAAACUUAUCCUAAAUUGCACAUUAAUUUUUGAAGUGUAUUUAGCACAGGUGAAGAAACAAAAAACAACAAUGUAAAAUACAAAUCAAGAAAAAAUUACAAACAUAACGAAGCUUGUCAGUUGUAUGAAAAAACAAAAAACAAAAACGAAAAGAAGAAAAAUAACAAAAAUGGUAGUUGUACUUGUACAUUUAAUUAUAGAGAAGUUUUUGAGAGAAAAUUAGAAUAACCGCACAUGAAAUUGAUUUUAAAUUGUCUGCUUUAUUUAUAAAUUUUCCUU
This is a messenger RNA of Drosophila busckii, 7904 nucleotides long. It is a transcript of the gene cic, whose product is annotated as putative transcription factor capicua. The record is from RefSeq and is a predicted model, not a curated record. Gene Ontology annotation, molecular function: DNA-binding transcription factor activity, RNA polymerase II-specific; RNA polymerase II transcription regulatory region sequence-specific DNA binding. Bases 303 to 7136 code for a protein of 2277 amino acids. NCBI's taxonomy places the organism in Eukaryota, Metazoa, Arthropoda, Insecta, Diptera, Drosophilidae. Gene Ontology annotation, biological process: regulation of transcription by RNA polymerase II. Gene Ontology annotation, cellular component: nucleus. The transcript has 17 exons.